AUGGCUUCAUCUCUUAGUGUUCAAAAUGAAGCUCCUUCUACUUCGACCGAUAUUCAAACCACUAUUGUAACGGUUACUUUUUGUUACAGAGAUCAAUGCUCAGAAAUACCAGUUACAACUGGUGUGACCGUUGUUACCGAAGAAGAAACAGUAUACCUUCGUAGUAAGCCCAUCAAAAGUGCAUUUUUUGCUCCUGCAAUGUUCAUGCAAAACUUCAUUGCUGAGUUUGGUCCAAGACAGCUUGGUGAUGGUACAUAUGGUAUCUUAUACUUAAUCCAGAUAAAAGAGUGCCUCUUGUUGAUAUUGCGAGCGAUACCGGAAAAUAUGUUGGCGCUAUUCUUGCAGAUCCAGAUAGAUAUGAGGGAAAAGUGA
Molecule: messenger RNA, 372 nt
Organism: Debaryomyces fabryi
Lineage: Eukaryota; Fungi; Ascomycota; Pichiomycetes; Serinales; Debaryomycetaceae
Exons: 1
Coding region: 1-372 (123 amino acids)
Source: RefSeq, a predicted model, not a curated record